Cyphellophora europaea CBS 101466 is the source of this 2445-nucleotide messenger RNA. RefSeq lists its product as uncharacterized. Bases 1 to 2445 code for a protein of 814 amino acids. Gene Ontology annotation, molecular function: ATP binding; protein serine/threonine kinase activity. The transcript has 2 exons. Gene Ontology annotation, biological process: protein phosphorylation. The record is from RefSeq and is a predicted model, not a curated record. Lineage: Eukaryota; Fungi; Ascomycota; Eurotiomycetes; Chaetothyriales; Cyphellophoraceae.
AUGCCAGGCUAUUUUGGCCAGGUGGGUAGCGAACCUUCCACAAGUUCACCCCUGAGGAAUACCCAAGCUGUUACUACCCCUGCUGUCGAUUUGGGCGUUGCAAGCCAUCCCCCGAAGCACCUUCGCAGGAUGUCAAGACGCGCCUCGACGAGUUCCAUGGGCUCGAUGGUCAUGGUCGAAAAAGACCAGCCCCAGGUCGCAACGCCACCGCCUGAAGAGUCUCAGGAUGCUGUGAGCAGGCCCGGGCCCGACCCGUCUCGCAUGCCCCCCACUCCCAUCUCUUCAGCUUCUUCGGUUGUUCAACGGGACGGGGACUCGGCAGAGAAUGGGAAGCCAUUGGCAGACUCUGGUCUUGCCUCCAUCACUCAGGCUUUACGCAACUUUGUGCUGCCUAAGAGUUCGUUCAGUGGUCAUGCUCGUCGACAUCAGUCACUUCCCGUGUCGAGUGUGACCUUGAAAUCGGUGCCCGCCACCCACAUAUCUAAUCCUUCGUCCACUGCCCAAUCGUCAAAAACACAGACUCCUCAGGACUCCCCAUCCCAAAAGCCUAUGCAGUCCCAGCCCAUACCAGAUGACACAAGGCUAACUGAAGUCGUGGCGGCUGAGCCACGAGAAAAGGCCACUCCACCCCAUACUCCCCGAGCGUUAUCACAAGAAGACCGGCGACGGUCACCGUUAGCGGAUGAGACUCAGAAACAGCAAAAACCCGAGCCUGAUGCCAAGUUACCCACUCAUAACCCUCGCGGUAAGCUAGCCGUCAAAAUCGCUGAAGGCAAAAACAUCAAGCCGGCAUUUGAUCCAUAUGUUGUGGUCACUUUCGAAUUCAAUGAGUACAUAUCGAAAGGCUCUAAACACGACAAAAUGGAGAUCGACAGCGAGGAACCUCAGUCUGCAGCCAUUCGAAGGACAGAUAGUGAGGCGGGGAGAGCGAUGGCGAUUCCCAUGCGUAGUAGGCAAAGCAGCACGAAUGGCGUGAGUGACGAGAACGGCAGGCCGAUGAAUAAAGUGAUUGACCCUCAAUGGGAUCACGAAGCUGUGUUUGACGUGGUUGGCAAACAGUCGGAAUUAGAGGUAUCAGUGUACGACCGUCACCAAGAUGCCUUUUUGGGGCACGUUCGACUUUGUCUCAAUCUAACCAAACAACAACCACGACUUGAAAAUUUCUUCGCCCUCGAACCUCGCGGAUCGGAAGAUCAGGACAUCACAGGAGAGAUCCACAUCAGCAUGUCGUUCUUGGAGACCGAAAAGCGUCAUGUUGGCCCCAAUGACUUCCAAAUUCUUAAGCUUAUCGGCAAAGGCACAUUCGGUCAAGUCUAUCAAGUUCGCAAGAAGGACACCCAGCGCAUCUACGCCAUGAAGGUGCUCUCGAAGAAGGUCAUCAUUCAAAAGAAGGAAAUUCAGCACACGAUAGGAGAGCGUAACAUUCUCGUUAGGACUGCGAUGACCGAUUCACCAUUCAUCGUUGGCCUGAAGUUCUCGUUCCAGACGCCGACCGACCUCUAUCUGGUAACAGACUUCAUGUCUGGUGGAGAGCUCUUCUGGCAUCUGCAGAAGGAAGGACGAUUCAAAGAAGAACGUGCCAAGUUCUACAUUGCCGAGUUGAUCUUGGCGUUGAAGCACCUCCACGAGCACGAUAUUGUCUACCGCGACCUGAAGCCGGAAAACAUACUCCUCGAUGCCAACGGGCACAUUGCUCUAUGCGACUUUGGUCUGUCCAAGGCCAACCUCACCAAGAACGAUACAACCAACACAUUCUGCGGCACAACAGAAUACCUCGCGCCGGAGGUGCUGUUGGACGAGCAAGGAUACACCAAGAUGGUGGAUUUCUGGUCCCUCGGGGUUCUGGUUUUCGAAAUGUGCUGUGGCUGGAGCCCUUUCUACGCCGAAGACACGCAACAGAUGUACAAGAACAUCGCCUUUGGCAAAGUUCGCUUUCCUCGCGACGCCCUUAGUACUGAAGGUCGCAACUUUGUCAAGGGGCUUCUCAACCGCAAUCCGAAACAUCGUCUGGGGGCGAACCGGGAUGCACAGGAGUUAAUGGAGCACCCAUUCUUCCACGACGUUGAUUGGGUUGCACUAGGCAAGAAGAACCUUAUACCCCCAUUCAAGCCCAAGCUCUCUUCCAAUGCCGACACAUCUAACUUCGAUCCCGAGUUCACCAACGCGCUCAACACAUCAAGUUCGUUGAAUGCUCGCGCUGCGGCUCUGGCUGCUGGCGCUCAGACUGCUUCAACCCCGCUUUCCCCUACCAUGCAGAACGCCUUCCAAGGCUUUACGUUCGUCGAUGAAAGCACACUUGAUCAACAGUACGCGGGAAGGUUCGAGGACGAGAAGAUGGACGAUGGCUUGACCCGUCAGAGGACCAGAGACAACAGGAUGAGCGGCGUACAACGAUCCGGUGCCCACGGCGACGAGUUCUUCCAGAACGCCGAUUGGGAUCAAUGA